Molecule: messenger RNA, 765 nt
Organism: Salvia splendens (bonfire salvia)
Lineage: Eukaryota; Viridiplantae; Streptophyta; Magnoliopsida; Lamiales; Lamiaceae
Product: protein SOB FIVE-LIKE 5-like
Exons: 3
Coding region: 247-666 (139 amino acids)
Biological process (GO): cytokinin biosynthetic process
Source: RefSeq, a predicted model, not a curated record
ACACAUUAUUUUCUCCCACAAAAUUCCUUCACACACACAUGCACACAUACACCUAUCUAUAUAAUAGUAUUAAGGCAAAGGGAUUUGAGAGUGAUUUAUUUGCUCUCACAAAAUUCCUUCUCUUCCUUUAAUCUCUCUUUCUCCCUAGCAUUAGACAAAGACACAUUUUAUUCCAUUUCAAACACACACAUAUCUAUCUAUAUAUCUUUACAAAGCCUUCACAAAUCAAUCACAAAUCAUUGAGGAAUGAACACAUCCACUUCUGAUUGCACCAGCGGCUGCGAAUCCGGGUGGACUACCUACUUGGUUCAUCCCUCCAACUCGACAGAUCCGUACACACACUACACGCACUACCAAGGCAAAGGAGCCAACGCGCAUGAUCAAGAAGAUGAAGAUGAAGAUGACAAAGAUGAAGAAGACCUUUCAAUGGUCUCGGAUGCCUCAUCGGGGCCUCCACAUUUCCCGCCCCCGCCUCAGCAAGACAAAAAACAGAAAAGUAAACCAAAAGAGACAAAGUUGAAGAAGAAGAAGAACAAGAAGCAACAUAGCUUGUGCCUUGAUGAUACUGCCAGCUCUCAUUUCUUGCAGGAAGAGAUCAAGAUGCCAAAAAAGAAAAUGGGAUUCUUGAAAUUAUCAGGCAGUUUGCUGGGAAGAAAAAGGCAGUAACUAAGAAAGAAGGAAGACAUAUGUUUCUAUCUCUCUCUCUCUCUCUGUGUCUAUUUUGUUCUUCAAUUUCUCAAGAAAUUCUAUUUCUCCUUUUAUUUA